Messenger RNA from Acanthocheilonema viteae, 2724 nucleotides. NCBI's taxonomy places the organism in Eukaryota, Metazoa, Nematoda, Chromadorea, Rhabditida, Onchocercidae. The record is from the annotation of a GenBank genome assembly.
AUGGCUGGUAAUUUAAACCUUUAUGAUUUUAACGGCUCGAUUAGACGGAAUAAAUUGCAAGAAGCUAUAUUUUCUGAUUUGGCUAAAAAAGAAGAUUUUAUGAGAAAAAUUAAUGAAGAACGUAUCGAAAGGCAGGAACGAUCCAGACAAAAAGUGGCAGCAAUCAAAAUACAGUCUGCAUAUCGAAGAUAUCGUAUUGGGAAACAGUUUCAUGUCUUUUUGCGAAGUCUUUUUGAUAAGGCAGGUCCAACAUAUAGCAUUGCAUUAUUGGAAACGCAAAUUUCUCGUUUGGCUUUCUUUUUCCGACCUGCUAUUGAUUGUGAAAGAACUUUAACAUUGUGCAGUGAAGCAGUUGUACUAGCACAAACAAUAAAAGCGAACGAUUUAUUGGAUCGAAGGAGACGACAGCAACUUUUGCGAUGUGCAGUUGUGCUUCUUGAGCAUAGCGAUCGUACCAAGUCGUACACAUCUGCUUUGCGUUUUUUCGAAAUUUAUAUAAAGGAGGAGGAUUGCUUAACUUUGUUGAAUUACGCUUUAUAUAUUGAAGAAAAACUUCCACAGCGCUCUGAAUCACUUUUGCAAAUAUUAGUUUUACCUAUAAGUCGUCUUUUCAAAAAAAUGGAUGCUAUAUUUGAAUUGUUUAAUACGAUCUGCAAGCCAAGAUUUGAAGCUAUUACUGUUUGUUGUUUAGCACCGUUUCUAGCUCGACUCUGUAAAGCAGGGACUUUGAAUUUCUCUGAUUUUAUGGAUGGUUUAUCAAGAGGUGGUAGUCGAUUAUCAUCACAAGAUUCAGCUUCUACACUUUUAUGUUCUUAUACUGUUGUCGUUAUUACUUCGGCAUUUCCAUUAGAAAAAUUAAGCGAUCUGGAAAAGGCCAAAUUGGUUUCAGUGUUUGCAAUACUCACACAAAAUAUUACGCCUCCACUAGAAGCGACAGAGCAGUCUAAUGCCGAUUCGGAUACAGACGACGAUUCAAAUGAUACUGUUGUGGCUACGACAUCUGAUAUUGAACCGGACAUUCUGGAAAAUGAACAGUCAUUAAUACCAGCUUUAUCAAUAUUUAUAACAUUGAUGACAAAUGCAUUGAAAACAGUUGACGAUGAUGAUUUCCAAAGUGGUGGUAUUGGGGAUGCUGUCUUCCCGCUUACACUGAAUCAAGUAGCUGAUGUAAUUCUUCAUUGUCGAAACCUUACACUCGGUUUAAUCGAUCUCGCUUUCCCUGUUAGUAGUGGACGUUUCCAGCAGUCUUUGGUGAAAUGCUCUAAGUGGUCUGAUUUAUUCCAGGAUGUCGCUUUGUUAACGAAGGCGUUUCAUGAACGAGACAAUCGUGUUUGUGUCAUGCCCCACAAUUUUUGGUCUAGUCAUAAUAGGAAUGUUGUCGUCAACUCUUCAAUGUGGCAAAGUGGACAUGGACGUCGGCGUCGUGCAAGGCGUCCAUUUGAAUUUGUACGCUUUUUACUUCAUAACAAAGAUUCCGAUGCAAAUGAAGACCCUCCAAGUGUCAGUGAGUUACGCAAUUUAUCCAUCGUCCGCAAUAUUCCUUUCGUUAUACCUUUUAUGCAACGAAUUGAGAUUUUCACAGAAUUGCUUUUGAGAGAUCGCAUACGAAAUGAUGCUGAUCGAAAUGGGCAUUUGAUUGCUGUACAUAGAGCAACUUUGUACGAAGAUGCUUUUAGAGCGUUACAACCCAAUAAUGUUCCCGAUAUGAAGUCAACAAUUCGCGUACAGAUGAUAAAUUGGUCUGGACUGGAAGAAGCUGGCGUUGACGGUGGUGGUAUUUUCAGGGAAUUCCUUUUCGAACUUCUUCAGACUGCUCUUGAUCCCUCUCGUGGCUUUUUUGCUGCAACCCAUGAACAGCUUCUCUAUCCAAACCCUUUGGCACCAUUUCUUUAUCCUACUAAUUUUGUUGAUCAUUUCUAUUUCAUCGGGCGGAUUAUUGCUAAGUUAAUCUAUGAAGGCUUAUUAGCAGACAUUCGCUUUGCGGAUUUCUUUUUGCUGCAGUGGAUGGGAAAUCCAGACGGAACAGUUCUGGACUUAGAAUUAGUGAAAUCAUAUGAUCCUCUUUUGCACAAAAAUUUGAAGUUUUUGAAGCGCUGCUCAUUGGAAGAAAUCGAGAUUCUUGAUCUUGAUUUUACUGUUAUGACCGAUAAUUUUGGCGUAACGAAGAAAAUAGAAUUAAAGAAGGAUGGCGGUUGUAUCAAAGUAACAGCAGACAACAGGAUGGAAUAUAUACAGUUAUAUGUUAAUUACUACCUUUCCAAGCGACUUUCACCAAUGAUCGCCGCGCUUCGAAGUGGUUUGAGGAAUGUCAUAGACUCUGAAUGGCUGCGAAUGUUCUCGCCAUUAGAAAUUUCGAUGUUGGUUGGCGGUAGUGAUUCAGAAAUUGAUUUCAAUGAACUAAAAAAAUUCACAGCUGUACAUAACAUAAAAUCAGAACAUGAUCAAGAAUACAUGGAUCUGUUCUGGUCGAUCAUCAAUGGAUUUUCAGUUGGAGACAAAAAGAAGUUGUUAAAAUUUAUAACUGGUUGUCCACGACCACCUAUAAUGGGAUUUAAGACUUUAACACCGCCAAUGGGUAUUCAGCUUGUCCAUGACAUCGACAAAUUACCGACUGCUGCGACAUGUAUGAAUUUGUUGAAAUUGCCACUAUAUGAUAAUAGUGAAACAUUGCGUCGUAAAUUAAUCUAUGCAAUAAAUUGUGGAGCUGGUUUCGAACUAUCGUGA